UCGGGCUCCGGACCGGACUCGAAAUUCGAUGAGCCGUCCUCCCUCGGGCUGGCAGAAUGGACGACCUGGAGUGCCUGGUCGGCAUGCCAACUCGACUGCUCAACGGGCCGACGACGAGUGAUGCCAGUUGAGAAGGGCGAGCCAAAUGAGGUGCUGCUUGUGGACUCCGAAAUUCUGGCAGACGGUCGUCAGACGCGACAACGCAGUUGUCAACUGAAAGCGACCGUGGCCCGAGACCUGGAUCCCCUGAACAGCGGCGGCAUCUCCGCCGACGGUUGCCAGGGUGUUGCCGAGGAGAGCCAGGCCUGCGUACCGCCAGGCUCGGCCCCUCCGUGUUCAGCCGUUACGGUCGACUGGCCCCGGCAAGGCCAGAUCUCGGGCGAGGUGCGUGGCCGUCUUAAUGGGGAGUCGCUGGGUGUGAUCCGGGUCAACGGUUCCUGGCGUGAAAAUCCUCUGGCCGGCGGGAGAGCCAAAAGUUCCGUCUCUCCGAACGACCAGUUGGGCACACAAUUCGACAUUCGCCUUCUCGACGUGCUUCCGCAACAGAGCGCCUGUGUACAGGCCCUCACUGGAAUCAUCACUCCGGCGCUCUGGCAUGCCGCUCAUGAGGCAUGUUGA
Protopolystoma xenopodis is the source of this 618-nucleotide messenger RNA. Lineage: Eukaryota; Metazoa; Platyhelminthes; Monogenea; Polystomatidea; Polystomatidae. The record is from the annotation of a GenBank genome assembly.